Molecule: messenger RNA, 6246 nt
Organism: Oncorhynchus tshawytscha (Chinook salmon)
Lineage: Eukaryota; Metazoa; Chordata; Actinopteri; Salmoniformes; Salmonidae
Product: cingulin-like protein 1
Exons: 20
Coding region: 2202-5903 (1233 amino acids)
Cellular component (GO): myosin complex
Source: RefSeq, a predicted model, not a curated record
GGGGACAACCUAAAGUGUUACAGCAGCUAAUUAAUCACGACAGUAGUGACAAUUUCCUCCUGAUCGACUUUCACUUGUGCCUAAACUUACUUGUAACCAGCAAAUGUUUUGUACAAAAUGUUUUUAUAUUUGUUAGUACAGUGAAUGAAAAAUGUACAGUGGAAAAAAAAAAACACAACACUGUCCUGUUUAAAACAAUGUUUAUUUCAUCACUUUGUAUCCUCCUCUGUCAGUGUUGUCCUCUUAAAAGGCUCUGCAUGGUCAAUCCAACAUCUAGCAGUGGCCGUACAGCAUUAAAUAAAUUGGUCCGAACCGCACAACUCCCAGUGAUUCAGGGAUCAUCUCUAUAGCCAUCCAGCUAAUUUCCGAGCAACUGGCUAAACUGAAAAGACAAGAUCUUAUCUCUACUGAGAUGUCGGAGUCUGUUUCCCGGUGCUUGACAUAGGAGCUCAGCCAAAACAACAUGAAGUACAAAGGCUGCAUCUCCAUCACAAAUCUCCCCAUUUGCCCCCACAGCAAAAUUAGUCUACAUUUAAGGCUAUUGUUUAUUUGUGUAUUUCACACUACGUUGAAGUAAAAAUGCUUGUAUGGAUGUCAACCCCAAUACAUGUUCAUGUCAUCAAUCAACUGCAUUACAGGUUAAAAAAUGACUUUAACUUCCACCUCUGAUUUCUGUAUGCUAGUGUGUGUGUGUGUGUGUGCCAAUCCAGCGUCCUUCUCUCCCCCCACGGUCUUCAUUCCAUUGACCUCUUCACCCUUCUAUCCCCAUUUACCUCCCUGAUCUCUUUCCAGGAGUUCAAACUAAUUUUUGUGUCUUAGAAAUCCCUAGACAAGGUAUCAUAAAUAUGUUUUUUAUUUGUGAACUUGUUCUGAUAGCCUGUCGUCAAAGUUCUACAUUUUUGUUGUCAAGGAAGUUAAUUUAUGUUUAUACAGGAUGUACCUCCCCACCUACCGUCAACCAAUCAUGUCAAUCCGGAGCUAUAUGGAGCUAUUACGGAUCCCUUCGCGUUGUUACGGAAUUUGGGAGGCGCACGGCAUCGCCAUAAGGAGCUCGAUUUGGCCUCAUCCAGCCUCCAGAGGCACUGCAAUUGAGUCACACUCUUCAUAUUGAGACUCUGGGCCGCAUGCCAGAUCAAGCUUAAAUUGGCUUUAAGGCUGAAACAAGGCUUAAAACUAAUUUAUGCUUGCUCCAGCAAUAUGAGCUGGAGGCCCCGUACGGAGGGUGUGACGCAAUGGCGGAGGCUCCGGAGGCUUGAGGAGGCCAAAUCGAUCUCCGUACUGCAUCUCCGUGCUCCUUGACGAAAGGUGAGGGCUGGAGGUCCUGCAUAAACACAAACUCACUUCCUUGUCAACAGCUCUACUCUGCUCCACGAAGUGAUGUAUGGCCACUGCAGAUGUCGGGUUGACCAUGCAGAGCCUUUUAGUUGUAUGUACAUGCUUGUGUUUAGGAAGAGUCAGAGUUUUUAGAGCUAAGUGCACUUUUUGGCUAGGCUACAGAUGGAUUAAUACUUAAUUGUUCCGUUUUUUUUAAUAGAAAAUAUUGAUUACUUUUUACUAACUUGCUGUAGUUGAUCUUUUCUACAAUUACUAAUAUCUAAAUAUCUGAAUUACAGAUUUUAAAUUUGAAACAAAAAAAAUGUUUGUUUUUUUCAGAAAUAUUUUUUUUUGUCAUAUAUUUUACCAGACAUUGUAAAUAAUGAUACCCUAAACAAGCCACGGCUUAGUGUAUAUUGGAGAAUUCCAUAAUGGGGAUGUCUGUAAAACCCAUACCUUUUAGGUAUGUACAGUUAUGUUGAUGAGUGUCACCUAUGUCAUCUACAGGAAAUGUAAACCAUAAACAUUUUUUUAUUUUUCCCUACAAUUUUCAUUCUCAGAAAAGACAUCUGGUAUGUAUUAUUCGAGGAGUUAAUGAUCAUAAUGAUAAUGAUGAUGAUGAACACACGCGCAAUUUCUUGAAUAGCUGGACAAUUCCGCUAGGGGGAACAAGUACUUGUGAAUAGAGACUGGAAUAGGGAGGGGGAAUCCCGAGCGCCAUAAAACAGCCCCCGCAACACUGGCACUUCAGCCAGGGCACUACUUUUAACAGAACUGCGCGAAUUUAGCUGUGAACCUCUUCAGUUCUGAGGGAGGUCCUCUAUUCAUUCAGGACUAGUGUGGACCCAGCAAACACACAACGUUGUCUUAACGUUGACUCUCUAUAAAUGGAGUCUCACAGACACGGAGUGAGUGGCUCUUCUCCAGACUUCAGUAGAAUACAACAGGGCUACAACAUGCAGCAGCCUAGGCCUGGUCCCAGAGGCAGCCCUCGACCUCACAGCGACAGCAGCAGCAUGUUCGGGGUUAGGGUACAAGUUCAGGGAAUUGAGGGUCUUCCUUACGUUGUGUUGAACGGGGAUAGUAGAGCAGCUCUGCCAUCUGGUGGCCUGGAGAGCUACAGCAGGAACUGGGACCACCAGGAAGUGUUUGUCAAUGCCCACAGCCAGUCUGAGUACACCUUCAUGGUGAAUGAUGGGCGAUCUUCAUUCGGUACUCCCAAUGUGGAGCGAUCUUCAUUCGGUAGUCCCAAUGUGGAGCGCAGACCUCCCAACCACCAGAGGGAGUAUGCUCGUGGAGGUGCUCUGACUGAGGUUAAGGAAUCACAGAGGAUUCCGCUGGCGUCCGCUGCGUUCAUGUUCGACUUCCAGGAGUCACAUUUACAGCAGUCACAGAGGACCGUGCCGACAUCUAACACAGUGUUGAACUUCCAGAGACACCCAGAGCUGCUGAAACCCUACAACCCAGAUAGGAACAGCCUCAGCCCCCUCCUAGCCUCCACCCGAAGACUCUCUGUUCCGCCCACUCAGACAGCCUCUGUACCUAGGCCGGGACAUCUCACCACAUCUCUCCAGAGUGGGGCAGAGGCCACCCUGAUCCAGGCAGCAGGGUCUAGACCAGGAGCAGCCAGGAUCCCUCUGCCUGCUGGGGGUGUAGAGUGGGCCCCCACCCCUGUCUCGACCACCAGCCAAACCCAAUGCCCAGGCCCUGUCUCAGCCCCCACCCAGGCCCAAUGCCCAGGCCCUGCCCCUGUCUCAGCCCCCACCCAGAUCCAAUGCCCAGGCCCUGCCCCUGUCUCAGCCCCCACCCAGACCCAAUGCCCAGGCCCUGCCCCUGUCUCGGCCCCAGCGCCCCACCACUCUUCUUUGGCCACCUUACUAAGCCCCCCAAACGAGGUCACCAACAUCCCCAGAAGAUACCCAAACUCAGUGUACACAGAGCCCAUCUCCUCCAUAGGUAGCCUGAUCAACCAGUUCGACAGCCCCCAACAGAUGGGUCGAGCUGGGCCUAGGAGAGGGAGGAUAGCCCCUGAGGACCGAAGGAGGUCACGUAGCGUGGACAGCAGACAACAGUGUCACUCAUACCCAUUGGACCCCUCCAGCCCUGCCUCGUUCAUCAGAGGGGCCAGGGGAGAGACUUCAGGAGGAUCCACCAGCGCCCCAGGGUCACCUAAGGUGAGAGGGGCCAACGGACCCUCCACUGUAAUGUUUAAUAGACUACAGUGGGAGGAGAAGGAGCCUAGCGGGAGGUCAUCCAGAGCGGUGAAUGUGCUGUACGGAGUGGAGGAGACCUCCAUGACCAGAUCCAGGUCUCUCAACCACACUGAGGAGGAGUCAGAGAGAGACAUUCAGAUCAUCACUCCAGAUCUUCUGGGAGGUCAGAGGGGUCAGCACGAGGUCUCAAUUGAACCACAACCAAAUGAAGACACCGCCAAAAAGAUACUGUUCACUUACCUCAAUGAUGGGACUACUGAUAAAACCUCAAUCACUGAGAAGAAGGUGAACCUGGUGUUUGACAGAAUCAGCCAACUGAAGUGGAAGACUGCAGAGAACGUGGAGGAGGAGAUCAGGGAUUAUGCUGCGAAGGCCAAGGAGGCGAAGGAGCUUCAGAGGACAGGAGCAGAGCUGGAGAGAGAGGUGUCACAGCUGAAGACACAGCUGGAGCAUAAGAUCAUGAGUGGUCGGAGUCUGGCGGAGGUGUGUUACAAAGCCCAGACAGACAUGAAGACUAUUCAGGAGGAACUGGACAGGAGACAGGAAGAACUCUCUACGCUACGGGAUAGGCUGGCUCAGAUGGAGGCGGAGCUCGAGGUCGCCAUAGAGGAGCUAGUCCGGGUGAAGACUGAGAGAGAGCAGGGCCGUACAGAGAUGAAGGACCUUCAGCAGCAGCUGUCUGAGAUGCACGAUGAGCUGGACCAGGCUAAGAACACAACACAGGCAGACGGCACAGAGAAACAGCUCCUUCUAAAGGAUCUGGCCCAGCUGCGGUUGGACUUCCAGGGGCUCAUUCAGGUGCAGGAGGAGCAGGAGGAGGUGCUACACUGGAGGGAGAGGGAGCUGACUGCCCUGAAGGGAGCCCUGAACGAGGAGGUGGAGAGUCAUGACAAGGAGCUGGGCAUUAUGAAGGAGGUGCGCGACAAGGAGGUGCAGAAGCUCAGAGAGGAAGUUGAGGAGGUGAAAGAGAGUAACACAGUGCUGGGCCAGGAGAAGAGGGAGAUGGAGGAGGAGAGAGGGGAGGCACGGGGACAGGUGAAUCAGCUGAUGCAGGAGAGGGAGGAACUGAGGGGACAGGUGGAGGAACUGGAGAGUAGGGUGGAGCAGCUUAACCUCGUCAUCAAGGACUCCAAAUCCCUGCAGAGACAGCUGGUGAAAUGCAUAGAGCAACUCGGUGAGAGGGAGAAACGGCAGGUUGAGGAGACUCUAGAGGAGGUGAGGGAGAAGGAAGAGGAGAUGUCCCAGGCAAACAAAGCCCUUCUCGUACGUCUGGAGAAUGUACAGAGUGAGAUGACCCAGCUGAACCACCAGCACAGGGAGAUGAAGGAGAGGCUGAAGGAGGAGAUGAGAAGAACAGAGGAGUUGAAGAGGAUGAAGAGUGAUCUGGACGAGGAGAGGAGACUGCAGAACAGCACUGUGGAGGAACUGCAGAAGGAGAUGAGUACUAUAGUAGAGGGCUGUGAGGUGUCCACUGAGAAGCUCCAGCUCCAGGUUGAUGAAGUCAGAGAGAAGAGCCACUCCGCGCUGUCUGAGCUCCAACAACAGCUGCAGGAAAAGGGAGUGGAGUUGGAGAAAUCCCGACAGACUGCCAGAAAACUGCAGGAAGAGCUGCUUCCCCUGGAGCAGGGUCUGGAGCGGGGUCGUAGGGAGUGGGAGGAGGCCCAGCAGAGAGGCAGACAGCUGGAGAGGAAGGUGGAGGAGCUGGAGGAGAGGAAUGCACACGCCCACGAGGACCACGCCCGACAGGUCAAACUCAUGGAGGGUGAGGUGAGCCAUCUGGAGCGUGAUCUGAGUGAGGAGAGGAACAGUGCAGAUCUCCUGAUGGACAGAGUGGACCAAUGGAAACAACAGAUGGAGCUGAUAAGAGUUGAGCUUCUGCAGGAGAGUGCAGUCAAACAGGACCUGGAGUGUGAAAAGAUCACUCUGGAGAGACAGAAUAAGGAUCUGAAGAGCAGGGUGUCUCAUCUAGAGGGCUCCCAGAGGUCCAACCAGGAUGUUGUGGUCUCCAGGCUGGAGGGAAGGGUCCAGGAGCUGGAGGGGAGGCUGGAGGGAGAGGAAAGAGACAACAUCAACCUGCAACAAGCCAACAGGAAACUAGAGAGAAAAGUGAAGGAGAUGACGAUACAGGUGGACGAUGAGCACAUAUCUAUGCAGAACCAGAAUGACCAGUUGAACCAGAGGCUGAAGAGUGUGAAGAGACAGAUGGAUGGGGCUGAGGAGGAGAUAGAGCGACUGGAAAACUCUAAGAGGAAGUUACAGAGAGAUCUGGAUGAACGGAUAGAGACCAAUGACCAGGUCCUCAGCCAGCUCAACACCCUGCGAUCAGAGAUGAGGCGUAAGCAACAGAAAUCAGCACCGCUCCUGAAUGAUCCUUAAGGGUGUGGAUGAUGUCAACACUGACUGACUGACUUCUGGUACUCCUUGGUGACAUGUUGUAAUGCACUGACUACAGCGUGGUGGGGAAAAAUACAAGCAGUCAAGUCCGAUAUUUCCUGAUAUUUCUCACAAAGGGUUGGUAAAGCACUGUGAGGACUUGGGAAUGAAAAGUACGACAGAAGUUUCUCAUUAACGAUAUUUCACCUGUACAACUCAACUGUGGGCUCACCUGGUGACUUCAUAACCUUUUGCUCUAGACUGACCUCUAGUGGGUAUUCUAUAACUACAGAGUUCCAUGGAGUUCCAUAAGAAAGAUCACUAAUAAAAAAAGCAAUGUUUUUUU